AUGCAGAUAUACGCUAUUCUGACUUUUCUUUUCGGUUUCAGUCUUGCUCAGGAUGAUUACGACCCAUCAACUAACUAUCGGCCACGCAAUAUAACUGGCCUCGGUGACUUUUAUAGCUGGGUUGGAUCUUACUACAAUGCAACGGCAAUAGUAGAGCUAGAAUUUCUUUUCGGUCGGGAAUUUGGCAAACCAUUGUGUCCUCAGCUGGAGAACCAAACGUAUACCACCAAGUUCGAUGUUGUCCUGAGCAUCCUUGAACGAGGCCACUGGAAUUCUGGGGGCAACUCUGUUAUUUUCUUGCUGACGCUUCUCCCACAAAUCUCACCCCCGUUCAAUGUUUCCAACCUGACCUUUGAGAAUAUGUGGGAAUGGCGGCAGCUUGGCUUAUCGCAUCCCAUAUAUUCUGCUUCGUUAGUUGAUCAUAAGUCCAGCGGGCCGUGGCGCCCAGAGAGUGGCUCCAGCCCUGAUCUUUUCAACUUCACUACCAGCCAAGUUUCUGGAGGAGCUUACAAUAUCAGUGGGACACUUUAUUCUCAUCGCGACCCCGCCGGCCCAUCGUAUUUCGGAAUCCUAAGCGGCUUGCCAGUGUGUGACUCCUCCAAACAGGCCGAUGGUGCCCUUGUCACCAUGUUGCGUGACCCAGAGGGCGAGGCCUUGGGCGAAUUCCAAUACCCUCAUACUAGCAUCCAAUUUGACAACAAAACGGUCAAUUUUACGCUGGACGCUUCUUUUCACUCAACAUCAAAUGUGCAUGAGAAUUCGACAUCUGAACAUAUUACUGUCAGUGGCCUUUUGCGUGUCCGCUUCUCCGGUGUGCUAGAUGCAUACCACUCUGAUACCUUGAGUCUAAAGGACAAUACGCCCACAUGGUUGCGAACAGUGGGAUUUUCAAAUGAUUCUUCCAACAUUGGAUACUUAGAGAGUUCUGCUGGAAAGCUGUAUCUUGGAAUUGCACUUCCCUCUAUAGUGACUAUAUUGGCGGUCGUUACAACAGCAUUAUAA
Molecule: messenger RNA, 1002 nt
Organism: Fusarium pseudograminearum CS3096
Lineage: Eukaryota; Fungi; Ascomycota; Sordariomycetes; Hypocreales; Nectriaceae
Exons: 2
Coding region: 1-1002 (333 amino acids)
Source: RefSeq, a predicted model, not a curated record